AUUUCGGUUUCAAUAGACAGCCACAUAGCCGUUUUUAAAUGAAGUGCUUUUCGUUUUUAAUUUUUGUAGAUCUUUGCCAUAAUAUGCGAAUGCAGGAAAUUUACUUGCAAACAGAAAUGAAGCCUUUUGAGAAUCAGGAGUCCUAAAAACUGCAAAUUGAUAAUGGAAGGUUAUCAAAAAGUACCUAUCUACAUAUGUACAUAUGUAGUAAACAAAAGUCAGCUGAUUUUGUUGCUUAUGCGAAAGCCCAGUACACUCAGAUAUAAGAACAAUGUUUAUACUACGUUCUAGGUCCAUUAUAAACCUAAAAUUAUUUAGAUCUCCAAGCGCAUCUUGCCGUUACGUACAAUAUAACCAAGGUCAAUCUCCGGAGCCAAAAAUACGCGAAUACUUCUACUACAUCGAUCAUGAGGGAAUGCUCUUUUUGGACGAUGCAAAGAUGAAAAACUUCACCAGCUGCUUUAAGGAGAAGGAUUUUCUCAAGUUCUUUUUCAACCGCCUGCGGCUGAACAAAACAAAUAGAUAUGAAAGCGAAUUUCCAUACAUUUCCCUCUGUGGCCGUGAAAGGAAUUUUAUUAGAUGCGAUGACACGCCUGUUGUGUUUACUGAACAACUAAGGAAGGACGACACGGUGGUGCUCAGCUAUGCGCACUCGGGCCAGGUCCUAACCCUGCCUUACGAACCUCAUAAACUGUACAUGGAUCCGCGAAACGGAAGAGUCUAUCAUCCAGCAACGCCACAGGUGGGCGGAAUAGGCCUAGUCCGCUCCAAACUGGCCAUAGAGCUCAGCCAGCACUUCGAGUUCCCGGCAGGCGAGGCUUCGCCUAGUCAUUUUCGGUGGAACGGAGAACGAUUGGAGCUGCAGAACGAAUGGGUUGGCAAUACUCAGCGAUUUCCCAUGAACGAGGAGUGUAAAUAAUUGGAUAACUUUAAUCGAUUAAAAUUGAGACAACGAUAGGUUAUAACUUA
Drosophila erecta is the source of this 969-nucleotide messenger RNA. RefSeq names its product UPF0598 protein CG30010. Bases 272 to 919 code for a protein of 215 amino acids. The record is from RefSeq and is a predicted model, not a curated record. The transcript is spliced from 2 exons. NCBI's taxonomy places the organism in Eukaryota, Metazoa, Arthropoda, Insecta, Diptera, Drosophilidae.